GUCCAACCAAGAGAGGAGUCACUGCAGGAUGUAAGACUCACCUGAAUCCCUUUCCACGGACCCUCCAGGCUGCCAGGGGGUGCUGCUGAGCCCACUGAUGCAGAUUGUCACGCUUUCUUGUGGGAAGCCCCCUCCAGAUCCUGGUUCCUACCCUACUAACUGAUAUCCAGUCCUACUCUGCUCUCCUGUGAGUCUUUCUGGACACUGAUACUCUAGAACCACAGAGGAGGCCAGAAUGGCCACCUCCCAACCCACAAACUCGGAGAUGGCUGCCACAUCCUGCCCUGGGACCCCCGUCCCUUAGCUCACCUUCUGUUGCUGUCCUCAGACUCAGACCCGGGUAUCCACUGUCCACAUUGUGGAGCUGAAGGUCCCCUGUGGUUCAGACUGGAGAUAAAGGGGUACCCUCCUGCCUGCUCCACCCACAACAGAGGAAAGGCGAUCUGGGGAAGCAACACUGCCAGUGUAUUUCUGGAGGGCACUCAGAUCCAAGGAUGGAGGUAGAAAGCCAGGCCAAGCAGGGCCAAGGGCACGCUGCAGGCUCCCAGGAGUAGCCCCAGGCUCAGGAGCAGCAGUAGCAGAGCCUCCUGGGGGCUGAGUUGUCCCGUGACUGCCACCGUAGGCAGGAGUACAGCCUCCUGCAGUCCUGGGCCCUCACCGGCCCCCUGACUCUGGCCUGUGAGAAGUAUGUGCUGUGGUUGGACGGGGCCUGCGGGGCUGUGGAGAGACAGGGUGACAGCUGGGCUUCCGGAAAUUGACUAUUUGUUUCCCUGCUUACUCCUGCCACCUGCCAGGCUGCUGCACACUUACCAGUGGAACAGGUCGAAGGUCAGGAAGCUGACCAGUAGCAGCAGCAGCAGCAGCAGCAAGACUGGGCCAGCCGUGGAAAAGACUGCCCGAACUGUCAGUCCCAGUGCCCCCAGCCCUAGGACACUGUCCCAGAGCUGGGCCGGGCUAAGGCCCCAGGGAGACAUACAUGGACUUACUGGACUAUUCGACCCCUCCCCAGCACUCAGGCCCCUGGGAGGGACUGGGAUAGGAUAAGCAGGGCCUUUGGGCCUGGGCAAGCAAAGCUGGGUCAUAGAGGGAGGUGGAGAUGACAGGAAGGACUAGUGCUGGGAGGGAGUUGGGGUGGGUAGGUAUGUGGGACCGGGUGGGGCCCUGACAGACACUCGAGAGUAAACUGCGUGGGAAUCUCCGCCUCCCCACACACUCACUCACCACACCCUCCUCACCUGCUACUUCAGUCAGCUGUUAUGGGACUGGGCAGCUGGGACAUUGUGACCUAUUGCCAGGUGGGGUUCUGGGGUACAGAGGGAGCUGUGGCUGGUUUUGACCUCCUAAGCAGCUGGUAUCUUAGGUGAGGCUUAGCCAGAAGGGAGUCAUGAUUUCUGAGAACUAAGACUCAUCCUCUUGCCUUGGUGAAUUCUCUGCCCCCAGGACUCCCCAAGAGGAUCUGAGUUACCAGGAAGGCAUUCUAACCCCAUCACCACGUGGGGACCUCAGAACAGCAUGUUCGGAUUCGCAUUGUCAAGAAGAAGAAGAUCAUUAUGAAGAAACGAAAGAAGCUAACUCGUCCUGGACCCCUGGUGACUGCCAAGCCUCCGGUGACCACCACCCCUGCAGGAGCCCUUGACCCCCUAGAGGAGCAGGAACCAGGCUGCCCCCCCUUGGGCCUGGAGUCCCUGCGAGUUUCGGAUAGCCAGCUCGAGGCAUCCAGCAGCCAGUCCUUUGGUCUUGGACCACACCGGGGACGGCUCAACAUCCAGUCAGGCCUGGAGGACGGCGAUCUGUAUGACGGGGCCUGGUGUGCUGAGGAGCAGGAUACUGAGCCGUGGUUUCAGGUGGAUGCUAGGCACCCCACCCGCUUCUCAGGCAUUAUCACACAGGGCAGGAACUCUGUCUGGAGGUACGACUGGGUCACAUCAUACAAGGUCCAGUUCAGCAAUGACAGUCAGACGUGGUGGGGGAGUAGGAACCGUAGCAGUGGGACGGAUGCGGUGUUUCCUGCCAACUCAGACCCAGAGACACCAGUGCUGAACCUCCUGCCUGAGCCCCAGGUAGCCCGCUUCAUUCGCCUGCUGCCCCAGAAAUGGCUCCAGGGAGGCACAUCUUGCCUCCGGGCAGAGAUCCUAGCCUGCCCGAUCUCAGAUCCUAACGACCUAUUCCCUAAGGCCCCCGAAUUGGAAUCCUCUGAUCCUUUGGACUUCCGGCAUCACAAUUACAAGGCCAUGAGGAAGCUGAUGAAGGAGGUGAACGAGAAGUGCCCCAACAUCACCCGCAUCUACAGCAUCGGGAAGAGCCACCAGGGCCUGAAGCUGUAUGUGAUGGAAAUGUCGGACCAGCCUGGGGAGCAUGAGCUGGGAGAGCCUGAGGUGCGCUAUGUGGCUGGCAUGCAUGGGAAUGAGGCCCUGGGGCGGGAGCUUGUCCUGCUCCUGAUGCAGUUCCUGUGUCAUGAGUUCCUGCGAGGGGACCCACGAGUGACCCGGCUGCUCACUGAGACACGUAUUCACCUGCUGCCCUCCAUGAACCCUGAUGGCUAUGAGACUGCGUUUCGCCGGGGCUCGGAGCUGGUGGGCUGGGCAGAGGGCCGCUGGAACCACCAGGGCAUUGAUCUUAACCAUAAUUUUGCUGACCUCAACACACCACUGUGGGAAGCAGAGGAUGAUGGGCUAGUGCCUGACACUGUCCCCAACCACCACCUGCCACUGCCCGCCUACUACACCCUGCCCAAUGCCACUGUGGCCCCUGAAACGCGGGCUGUGAUUGAGUGGAUGAAGCGGAUUCCCUUUGUGCUGAGUGCCAACCUCCAUGGGGGUGAGCUCGUGGUGUCCUACCCAUUUGACAUGACUCGGACCCCGUGGGCUGCCCGUGAACUCACACCCACUCCGGAUGAUUCCGUAUUCCGCUGGCUUAGCACCGUCUAUGCUGGCACCAACCGAGCCAUGCAGGACCCGGACCGCCGACCCUGCCACAACCAGGACUUCUCCUUGCAUGGCAACAUCAUCAACGGCGCUGACUGGCACACAGUCCCGGGGAGUAUGAAUGACUUCAGCUACCUCCAUACCAACUGCUUUGAAAUCACCGUGGAGCUGUCCUGUGACAAGUUUCCUCACGAGAACGAGCUGCCCCAAGAGUGGGAGAACAACAAAGAUGCCCUCCUCACCUACCUGGAACAGGUGAGAAUGGGCAUCACGGGAGUCGUGCGAGACAAAGACACAGAGCUGGGGAUUGCUGAUGCCGUCAUCGCUGUGGAUGGGAUUAACCAUGAUGUGACAACAGCAUGGGGUGGGGAUUACUGGCGCCUGCUGACCCCUGGGGACUACAUGGUGACAGCCAGUGCUGAGGGCUACCAUACUGCCACCCGGAGCUGCCGGGUCCCCUUUGAAGAGGGCCCAGUACCCUGCAAUUUCCACCUCACGAAGACUCCCAAACAGAGACUUCGAGAGCUGCUUGCAGCUGGGGCCAAGGUGCCCCCAGACCUCCGGAGGCGGCUGGAGCGGCUGCGGGGACAGAAGCAUUGACAUGUCUGGGUGGAGAGCCCAGGAGCGGCGGGCAGGCUGGACCUGUCCAGAACUGAAGGGGGGAGGGACACAGUAGGGGAAGAGGUGCUCAGGCUCAUUAAAGCUACUU
This is a messenger RNA of Canis lupus familiaris (dog), 3633 nucleotides long. It is a transcript of the gene CPXM1, whose product is annotated as carboxypeptidase X, M14 family member 1. The coding region runs from base 1551 to 3524 and encodes 657 amino acids. The transcript has 14 exons. The record is from RefSeq and is a predicted model, not a curated record. Lineage: Eukaryota; Metazoa; Chordata; Mammalia; Carnivora; Canidae. Gene Ontology annotation, molecular function: metallocarboxypeptidase activity; zinc ion binding. Gene Ontology annotation, biological process: proteolysis.